This is a messenger RNA of Aedes albopictus (Asian tiger mosquito), 1506 nucleotides long. RefSeq lists its product as uncharacterized. The coding region runs from base 1 to 1506 and encodes 501 amino acids. Lineage: Eukaryota; Metazoa; Arthropoda; Insecta; Diptera; Culicidae. The transcript has 2 exons. The record is from RefSeq and is a predicted model, not a curated record.
AUGAGGGAAGACUACGACCGGAAAAUGCGAGCGCUGGUGAGUGACACAACCACGUACGAAAACGUCAAAACGGAUCCCACGGCAAGGUACCAGAACGGAAACAACAGCAUCGUCAGAAGGCUCAAAGAUUUAAAACUAAUCGACCACAGAACAGCGAAAGAACUAUCCUCGACCAAUGCAACAUGCCCCAGGAUCUACGGCCAACCGAAAGCGCACAAACCGGACCUCCCGCUCCGCCCCGUCAUCCCCAACAUCACAGCCCCUACGUACAAGCUGGCCAAAUACAUCGCUGAUAUUCUACAAAACUCAUUCCAUAGCCAGUACAGCACGACCAGCUCGUUCGAAUUUUGUGGAGAUGUCAACCAAGUUGUACUUCCGGAGGGAUACAUUAUGAUCUCCCUCGACGUCACCUCACUAUUCACCAAUGUACCGCGACAUCUGGUCAUCAGGAGCAUCAUCAAUCGGUGGAACGAGGUCAAAACACAAAUCAAUCUUGACUUGUUCCUCGAGAUUGUGGAAUACUGUAUGGAAGCUAGCUACUUCUGCUUCGAAGGACGGUAUUUCAAGCAAACAUACGGGACGGCCAUGGGCAGCCCACUGUCGCCCAUUGUGGCAGACAUCGUGUUGGACUCGGUUAUCAAAACAGCUAUGAACUCUCUACCCUUUGAGAUAACCAUCUUUAGAAAAUACGUGGAUAAUAUCUUCAUGGCUAUCCCACGGGAAUGCGUACAACAGGUCCUGGAUGCCUUCAACAGGAUUGAACCGAGGCUACAGUUCACCACCGAAGAAGAAAAAGAGAACCGCCUCCCAUUCCUCGACAUGACGGUCAUUCGCAAUGCAGACCAAACAUUGACGACGGAAUGGUACGCAAAACCAAUAGCCUCAGGUAGAAUGUUGAACUACAAUUCAUUCCACCAGCCUAAGUACAAGAUCAAUGUAGCAAAUAACUUCAUCCACCGAGUAUGCUCGCUCACCCGCAACAAGCCGUUAGAUGAAAUAGCCAAAACGAUUCACCAACAUCUCCGCCAAAACAAUUACCCGAAGUCGCUCAUCAAUAGACUGCUACACUUCAACAUCAGCCGAUUGAAACCAUCCCUCAUACCCCUCCGCAACUACCGCCAACCUUACCAACCAUCAGCGAGAUCAACAACCAACUUCUGCAUACAACACCCGGCCGACCAUCCUGCCAGCCAUCUCCCGUACCACCCACAGCAGCAUCAAACACAAACAACCCUACCGAUUUCGUCCAAAGCCAACCAUCAUGUCAGCCACCCACCCUCCCAGUCAUCACAACACCAAAUGACCUGCAACAUCAGCAACCACUCUAUGAUCCCACGAGCGAUAGAAGCGACCAUCUCCAAAUACACGCAAUCACCGACGAUCACCGAACAGCCAACAGCAUCGAGCAUCAAAAAACCGUAUGUCCAUCCAACGAACCUGAAACAACAAGGAAUGAAAAAGUGUACAGGUCGAUUCCGUACAUACCUGCACUCUCGCAACGCAUAA